UAGUGAAGAAGAGUUCGAUCGUGGUCUCGAUUUCACAGAUCUGUUGUCGAAAAGAGUAGUAUUUCAGAAAUAUUAAUAUAUGAAUUAUACCGUGGCACCAUGGUCAUCGGUUGCUGUUUCAUCUGUGUGUUUGCGGUGCUGAUAAACAAAGUGUCUCUGCAGGUCACAGUAAAGGCUGUUAUUGGCGGUUCUGUUCUCCUGCCGUGUUCUUCCACUGAACAUGAUCUGAAACCUCAAGACACUGAUGUGCAUUGGAGACACAAUGGCAGCAAGCUUGUGUAUGAUAUAGUCAAGGGUGAAGAUUCACUACAGUUACAGCACCCUCUUUACAAGAACAGAGCUGAAAGAUUGCCUGAUGUGUAUGAGAGAGGAAACUUCUCCAUCAAACUCAACAAUCUCACUCACACUGAUGCAGGAAAAUACACCUGCAUCAUCACACACUCAUCUGAGCUUCAGACAGUACUGCUGAUCAUCAACGAAUCAACAGCAGGAAAAGAAAGUAAAUCCACUGACCAUGAAAACCCAGAAGAUGAAACUGGAUCAGACAGUGUGGAGACAUCAUUGAACUGGUUAUUCAUUCUAUUAAUUGUACUAUCAAUAAGUAUACUGCCUAUAGGCUGUUUAAUUGUAUAUUACUGUAGAAGGGAAAAAAAGCAAGCUCUCUCAUUCUCUUCUGUCUUGACUUAAGACAAAACACAUUGACUCAAAUGACAUUUCAGUCCUAAAAGUUUAAGUUUUCACAUUCUCACUGUAUUUCUACAGCUGUCACUGGGUCUUUCUGCUGCUUGCGACUCUGUUUUGAGCUGUUAUAUUAUUGCCUUAUACACUGUUCUUGCUGAAUGAGAUCUUCAAAAACUGAAACAGUAGCUAUUUUUUUAAAGGUAAAGGACCAAUGAGUCUAUCAAUGUUACUGCCUUAAUUCUGAACAAGUGUACUUCAUGUUUUGUUUGUCGAUAUUAAAUGUAUUUGUUAUAAAUUAUAUUAUGCAUGUUAAAAUUAAAACAUUUACCAAUGAUUAUAUAUAUAUAUAUAUAUAUAUAUAUAUAUAUACACACACACACUAAACUUCUGAAACACCUGUGUAAUAUCAGAUUUAGUUGAUGUGCAUAAUACACAAGCACACAAAUGUAUAUACAUGUAUAUAUAAGACUGUUAAUUUCCAGAUUCCCAGUGGACAGUUUAUAUAUUAUUUUACUGUGUUAAAAUCUUUUCCUUUUGCAAGUUUUUAUAGAAGAAAUUAUGACAGUUUGACCCUCCCCUGCACUUAAGUUGCCUUAUUAUGUUGCUCACAGACCUAAAGUCUCAAUAAUUACUUAAUGUAAGCCUUAGUUUUUAGUGUCUUGUAAGAAUGUAAGAUGCUAUGAGACGUCCAUUAAUAAUAUUAAAAUAAUGUUGGAUGUUAUUGAUUCAGAUUUGAUUUCAGAUGAGAGACUUUACUUUUUUUUUUCUUUUUUUUUUGUAA
Molecule: messenger RNA, 1462 nt
Organism: Rhinichthys klamathensis goyatoka
Lineage: Eukaryota; Metazoa; Chordata; Actinopteri; Cypriniformes; Leuciscidae
Product: CD276 antigen homolog
Exons: 4
Coding region: 100-687 (195 amino acids)
Biological process (GO): cellular response to lipopolysaccharide; immune response; positive regulation of T cell proliferation
Cellular component (GO): external side of plasma membrane
Source: RefSeq, a predicted model, not a curated record